AUGGUAUUGCAGCGCUUGAGGGAGCAGAAGUUGUAUGCGAAGUUUAGCAAGUGUGCUUUCUGGUUGCAGAAAGUUGGAUUUCUGUGCCAUGUGAUUUCGUCUCAGGGUGUACAAGUGGAUCCGGCAAAGAUUGAGGCUGUGAUGGAGUGGAAGACGCCUACCAAUGCCACGGAGAUCCGCAGUUUCUUGGGACUGGCAGGGUACUACAGGAGAUUUGUCGAGGGUUUCGCCAAGUUGGCAAAACCAAUGACCAAGUUGACAGGGAAGAAUGUGUGGUCUGAUUGGACACCGGAGUGUGAAGCGAGCUUCGCAGAGCUCAAGAGACGACUCACGACCGCACCCAUACUGGCAUUACCAUGGCCAGGUAUUCUCUUUGAGGUUUAUACCGAUGCGUCGAGACAAGGCUUGGGUUGCGUAUUGAUGCAGGAAGGACAUGUGAUUGCAUACGCAUCCCGACAGCUGAGGAAACAUGAGGAGAAUUAUCCGACGCACGAUUUGGAGCUGGCAGUAGUGGUACAUGCGUUGAAGGUUGACCCGAAGGAUUGGACCGAAAUGAGCGAGAAAAACGGGCGGAAAAUUGGUCAGACUGUCCGGUCUGGGAAGCAGACCGUCCGGUCUGCCUAG
Molecule: messenger RNA, 624 nt
Organism: Tarenaya hassleriana
Lineage: Eukaryota; Viridiplantae; Streptophyta; Magnoliopsida; Brassicales; Cleomaceae
Exons: 1
Coding region: 1-624 (207 amino acids)
Source: RefSeq, a predicted model, not a curated record